AGUGUCUAUAAAAAAUAUUACCAGUAAUUUAAAAUGUUAACCCUGUCACUACCAGGAUCUGAAUGGUAAUUCUCGUGAUCAGCCAUACAAUUCUUAUGAUGGUUAGUUUUGAGAAACUAGUGAUCACCUAAAUAGAUAUUUUUCCUUCACUCUCAUCUCUUGUCUGCUUGACGUUGUAUUGAUAUUGUAAGGAAAAUUUCUGUCUUGGCCACUCAUGAGAGCCAAAGGACGCCUGUGCCGCCCCUACCUCUGGUAGGGUGGCUGGGUCCGAAAUUCGAUAACCGAAACGCACGUUUGGAAUUCCUUUGAGUACCCCUCAUGUCCGGAUCCCUAGAAGAGCUCCAAAUCAUCAUCACCAGGGACAGAUUCUAAAAGCAAUAUAUUUGAACUACAUUUAUAACGGCUGUGUAAAUGCCACAGGACUAUUACCAUAGAAACCCGAAACCACGGAUAUUUCAGGUGGUGCGAUUGACUUGCGUGCGAAAAUGGCGGAGAAGGAUGAGAGAGUACCCGAUUAUUCCGGCUGUUUUUGAUGACUCAGGGGAUGAAGAAAGCUUUGAUGGGUUUGAGCGUAGACGUACCAAUAAUGAUAGUGAUAGUGAUGUAGAUCUUGAAGGCUUGGAGGACGACAGUGACGGCCUUGCACCUGGAGGUACCGAUGACGAAGAAGAAGAAGAAGCUCGAUGGACUGACCAUCUCAGCGACUUCCCCAUCCCGGACUUCACAGCAGCAACUGGUCUUAAUUUUAACUUACCUGAUAUUCCUAAACCUUUAGAUUACUUUGUAGAGUUUGUAGAUGAUAAUUUAUGGGAUUUAAUUGUCGAAGAAACCAAUCGCAACGCUUGCCAAAAACUUUCAAGUUCAACCGAGCGCCUCGCAAAUUUCGUUCCUGUUACGCGUGCAGAGAUCAAGGCAUUUAUUGGAAUAAACAUAGUUAUGGGUAUCAAUAGUCUCCCUCAGUUGGCGUUAUAUUGGUCAUCUGAUGACUAUUUUGGAAACCAGGGCAUUAAGAAGGUUAUGGCCAAGAACAGAUAUGAAGAAAUUAGUAGUUAUUUGUAUUUUAGUGAUUCUAGUGUAGAGCCCGCUCGGGGAACACCAGGCUUUGAUCGCCUUUUUAAGAUUAGACCGAUAUUUAACUCCAUUUUGGGUAAUUGCCAAACUAAGUUUAAACCUACUAAGAAUCUUUCUGUAGAUGAGGGCAUGAUUGGUUUUAGGGGGAGGUUAUCUUUCAGGCAAUAUAUGCCAGCUAAACCUACUAAGUACGGAAUUAAAGUUUGGAUGGCGGCCGAUUCUAGUAACGGGUACGAUUUGAAUUUUGAUGUCUACUUAGGAAAAGAAGCCGACGGCCGUCGCCGUAUUUAUGGGUUAGGUUAUGAUGUAGUGACUAAGUUAAUUAGACCUUUUAUGAAUAGAAAUCAUCAUGUAUUUUUCGAUAAUUUUUUCACGUCAACUAAGCUAUUAGAGGAUUUAAAAGCUAAUGAUACUUACGCCUGCGGGACUGUAAGAUGUAAUCGUAAAGACUUGCCACCAUGUGCAAAAAAUAAAUUGCGGGUUGGGGAGAAGUUAGUUCGUCAGAAAGGCCACGUUGUUUUCACGAAGUGGCAUGACAAACGGGAUGUCAGUGUUAUGGCAACUAAUGUAAGUCCUCUAGCCGAUGAUGUUGAAGUUAAUCGGGGUGAUGUGGAAGUUCCAAAACCAGUUGUAAUUGAUUUGUACAAUAGCUCUAUGGGAGGUGUUGAUCGCGCCGAUCAAUUACGCGAAUAUUAUUCAGUGGGUCGUUCUUCUAGCAAGUGGUAUCGGUAUAUAUUUUGGUUUCUUAUCGAUGUAGCUAUAUGUAAUGCCUUUGUUCUUUGUAAUUACCGUCGGUUAAGCCAAGGGAUGGGUAAGCUUAGGCAAUUGAACUUUAGGACAGAGUUAGCUAAACAGUUGAUUGGGGGAUACUCGACUAGGGUGUCUGCGGCACAAUUAUCCAAGCGCCGUAAGAUUGAAGCUCAUUUUCUUCAGGAGGGGAGCGAAGGGAAACAUUUUAUUGAUAAAAUUAAGGGAAGAAAAAGGCAAUGUGUUCAGUGUAAGAGGGUGGGUACAAAAACUCCCAAAGGUCGCCCUGUAGAAAGUACUUUUGAAUGCGUGCAGUGCAGCGUAGCUCUUUGUAAGGAAGUUUGCUUCGCAGAUUAUCAUAUGUUGUAAAUUUAUAAACGUUUCGCUUUAUCCUUCAUCUCCUGAGUCUUCAUUAUUCAAGUGUUGAUACAACCUUAAAAGAAACUCGAAUAAUUAAGAAUAGCAGUUACCGUAAUGAUUAGUAUUACUGGGUUUAGCCGUGUUUUGUAUUUAGAAAUUAUUUACAUUUCCGGUUUUGCCGUGUUGAUUUGUUUACAUUAGUCGGGCGAGGAAAUUGUGAUGUACGAUUCUCGUAAUCGGGUUUGUUUUUAGAGAUUAUCUGGCUUCUGUUUGACUUCAUCUUAUUUGGUAUUUGGCCGCUAAUUUUGCCACAUAAAAAAUACUAGAAAUAUUGUAAAAAAUAUGGUUUGCGUUCGUCGUCAUCAAUUACACAAUUCGCUUAUCAUUCGCUGUGAAAAUCAAUUUUGGCGUUUUGCCCCGCUUCACAAAUUAUUUGUUCUCUUUUCUAAGUGGUUUUUACCUUAUGUUUCGCUCUUAUUACCCGAUAUUUCUUGGUAAAUUAGCUGCAAAUUUAUCUCACUGUAAGUGCCAUCAGUUGAUGUUUGGUUUAGUUUAGACUUUCUCAAAGUCCGUACGAGCAUAAAAAGACGACUUGGGGCAAGUCUAGGUUUAGUUUGGCGCAUUUUACUUUCCUUUCCAACGGAAAACAAUUUCGGGAUUUUGUCGCACGGUAAAAAAAGAAUUAAUUUCUUACUAUCAGAUUGGUUUGGGACAUCGAGUUGAACUCUUUUGGCCGUUUUUAUUUGAUAGUUUGGCCGCUGAAUUAUCUGACUUGAAAUAAACAGUCUUGAAACCUGA
Molecule: messenger RNA, 2976 nt
Organism: Stylophora pistillata
Lineage: Eukaryota; Metazoa; Cnidaria; Anthozoa; Scleractinia; Pocilloporidae
Product: piggyBac transposable element-derived protein 4-like
Source: RefSeq, a predicted model, not a curated record